CGGGAGGCGGGGGACAUUUGGCAUCGGCCGGGGGGCCCAGGGACAGCGCGGCAUGGCUGGUGAGCGGUGUCUGCGGGGGCGCUGGCGGCGGGGGGAGCGCUCCGGAGCUGCCGCGCGCCCUGCUCGUUGUUAGCGAUGGCAAAUGGCAGCGGCGUCGCCAGCAGCAGCAGCAGCAGCAGCAGCAGCAGCGCCUCGGGAGGCAGCGGCGGCAUUAGAAUGAGUAACAGCAUCAGCGCCAGCAAUCUCAACACGGACUCGUCCUCGUCCCCGGUCAGCGUGCCCAAGAUGGAUGCGCUCAUCAUCCCGGUGACCAUGGAGGUGCCCUGCGAUAGCCGCGGACAGCGCAUGUGGUGGGCUUUCCUCGCCUCGUCCAUGGUCACGUUCUUUGGCGGGCUCUUUAUCAUCCUGCUCUGGAGGACCCUCAAGUACCUGUGGACCGUCUGCUGUCACUGCGGGGUCAAAAACAAGGAGGCCCAGAAGAUUAAUGCUGGUGGGGAAUCACAGGCUGAUGGGACCUGUAAACCUACAGAUGAGAAAGAGGAGACUGUCGCAGCAGAAGUGGGCUGGAUGACCUCUGUGAAAGACUGGGCAGGAGUGAUGAUAUCUGCCCAGACUCUAACUGGCAGAGUCCUUGUUGUCUUAGUCUUUGCUCUUAGUAUUGGUGCUCUUGUAAUAUACUUCAUAGAUUCGUCAAACCCAAUAGAAUCCUGCCAGAAUUUCUACAAAGAUUUCACGUUACAGAUAGACAUGGCUUUCAACGUGUUCUUCCUACUCUACUUUGGCUUGCGUUUCAUUGCAGCCAAUGACAAGCUGUGGUUUUGGCUGGAAGUUAACUCGGUAGUAGAUUUCUUCACAGUCCCUCCAGUGUUUGUGUCAGUGUAUUUAAACAGAAGUUGGCUUGGUUUAAGAUUUUUAAGAGCCCUUAGACUGAUACAGUUUUCAGAAAUUUUGCAGUUUCUGAAUAUCCUAAAAACAAGUAAUUCCAUCAAGCUGGUGAAUCUGUGCUCUAUAUUUAUCAGCACAUGGCUGACAGCAGCUGGGUUCAUACAUUUGGUGGAGAACUCGGGGGAUCCAUGGGAAAAUUUCCAAAAUAACCAACCGCUUACAUAUUGGGAAUGUGUUUAUUUACUAAUGGUUACAAUGUCCACUGUUGGCUAUGGAGAUGUUUAUGCAAAAACAACUCUUGGUCGUCUUUUCAUGGUCUUCUUCAUCCUCGGGGGAUUGGCCAUGUUUGCCAGCUACGUCCCUGAAAUCAUAGAGUUAAUAGGAAACCGCAAGAAAUAUGGUGGUUCCUAUAGUGCGGUUAGUGGAAGAAAGCACAUAGUUGUCUGUGGUCACAUAACACUUGAAAGUGUGUCCAACUUCCUGAAGGACUUCCUGCACAAGGACAGGGAUGAUGUGAACGUGGAAAUCGUCUUUCUGCAUAAUAUCUCCCCUAACCUUGAGCUGGAAGCUCUUUUUAAACGACACUUCACUCAGGUCGAAUUUUAUCAGGGUUCAGUUCUCAAUCCGCAUGACCUGGCGAGAGUAAAGAUAGAGUCAGCAGAUGCAUGCCUAAUCCUUGCCAAUAAAUACUGCGCUGACCCAGAUGCUGAAGAUGCCUCCAAUAUUAUGAGAGUAAUUUCCAUAAAGAAUUACCAUCCGAAGAUAAGAAUUAUCACUCAGAUGCUGCAGUAUCAUAACAAGGCCCAUCUGCUAAAUAUCCCAAGCUGGAAUUGGAAAGAAGGGGAUGACGCAAUCUGUCUUGCUGAACUCAAGCUGGGUUUCAUAGCCCAGAGCUGCCUGGCACCGGGCCUCUCAACAAUGCUAGCCAACCUCUUCUCUAUGAGGUCAUUCAUAAAGAUUGAGGAGGAUACAUGGCAGAAAUACUAUCUAGAAGGAGUCUCAAAUGAAAUGUAUACAGAAUAUCUAUCUAGUGCCUUUGUGGGUCUGUCUUUCCCUGCAGUUUGUGAACUGGUGUUUGUAAAGCUAAAGCUCUUAAUGAUAGCCAUAGAAUACAAGUCAGAAAAACGGGAAAGCAGAAGCCGAAAGCGUAUAUUAAUCAAUCCUGGAAACCAUGUCAAGACAGAAGGUACAUUAGGAUUCUUCAUUGCAAGUGAUGCCAAAGAAGUGAAAAGGGCAUUUUUUUACUGCAAGGCCUGUCAUGAUGACAUCACAGAUCCCAAAAGGAUAAAAAAAUGUGGCUGCAAACGGCUGAUCUAUUUUGAAGAUGAACAUCCGUCGACACUGUCACCCAAAAAAAAGCAGCGAAAUGGAGGCAUGAGAAAUUCACCCAACUCCUCGCCCAAACUGAUGAGGCAUGACCCCUUGUUAAUUCCCGGCAAUGAGCAGAUUGACAACAUGGAUGCCAGUGUGAAAAAAUAUGACUCCACGGGGAUGUUUCAUUGGUGUCCAGGAAAGGACAUUGAAAAGGUCAUUUUGACCCGGAGCGAAGCAGCGAUGACAGUUUUAAGUGGUCAUGUGGUCGUUUGCAUAUUUGGGGAUGCUAAGUCUGCAUUGAUUGGAGUAAGAAAUCUAGUGAUGCCAUUACGAGCCAGCAACUUUCACUACCAUGAACUCAAGCACAUUGUGUUUGUGGGUUCACUUGAAUAUCUGAAAAGGGAAUGGGAGACGCUGCACAACUUCCCCAAGGUUUCAAUCUUGCCCGGUACGCCAUUAAGUCGAGCUGAUUUAAGGGCUGUCAACAUCAACCUCUGCGACAUGUGCGUUAUCCUGUCAGCCAAUCAGAAUAAUAUUGAUGAUGCUUCGCUGCAGGACAAGGAAUGCAUCUUGGCGUCACUCAACAUCAAAUCUAUGCAGUUUGAUGACAGCAUUGGGGUCUUGCAGGCUAAUUCCCAAGGGUUUACACCACCAGGAAUGGAUAGGUCAUCUCCAGACAACAGUCCAGUCCAUGGUCUGUUACGUCAACCCUCAAUCACAACAGGAGCCAACAUACCUAUUAUAACAGAGCUAGCUAAGCCUGGCAAACUUCUGCCUUUGGUUUCAAUCAGUCAGGAAAAAAACAGUGGAACCCACAUACUAAUGAUAACUGAACUGGUAAAUGAUUCUAACGUUCAGUUUUUGGACCAAGAUGAUGACGACGACCCAGACACAGAAUUGUAUCUUACACAGCCAUUUGCAUGUGGAACCGCAUUCGCCGUCAGUGUAUUGGACUCCCUCAUGAGCGCUACAUACUUCAAUGACAAUAUCCUCACACUGAUACGGACGUUGGUAACAGGAGGAGCCACACCAGAGCUGGAAGCGCUGAUUGCUGAAGAGAAUGCACUGAGAGGAGGCUACAGCACGCCCCAGACACUUGCAAACAGAGACAGGUGUCGAGUUGCUCAGUUGGCUUUGUAUGAUGGGCCAUUUGCAGACCUAGGGGAUGGUGGUUGUUAUGGAGAUCUGUUUUGUAAAGCACUGAAAACAUACAAUAUGCUUUGUUUUGGAAUUUACCGAUUGAGAGAUGCACAUCUAAGCACACCUAGCCAAUGCACUAAACGCUAUGUUAUCACAAACCCACCCUAUGAGUUUGAGCUUGUGCCCACAGACUUGAUCUUCUGUUUGAUGCAAUUUGACCACAAUGCUGGCCAGUCCCGGGCCAGUCUCUCUCAUUCCUCCCAUUCUUCGUACUCCUCCAGCAAAAAGAGCUCAUCGGUUCAUUCUAUCCCAUCGACAGCAAACCGACAGAACCGCACCAAGACUCGGGACUCCCGGGAAAAACAGAACAGAAAAGAAAUGGUUUACAGAUGAGCCGGAUAAUGCCUAUCCCAGAAACAUUCAAAUCAAGCCCAUGAGCACUCACAUGGCCAAUCACAUCAAUCAGUAUAAAUCUACAAGCAGCUUGAUACCACCAAUCAGAGAAGUUGAAGAUGAAUGUUGACU
This is a messenger RNA of Dermochelys coriacea (leatherback sea turtle), 3864 nucleotides long. RefSeq names its product potassium calcium-activated channel subfamily M alpha 1 (gene KCNMA1). Lineage: Eukaryota; Metazoa; Chordata; Testudines; Dermochelyidae. The record is from RefSeq and is a predicted model, not a curated record. Gene Ontology annotation, cellular component: postsynaptic membrane. Gene Ontology annotation, biological process: transmembrane transport; potassium ion transport. Gene Ontology annotation, molecular function: large conductance calcium-activated potassium channel activity.